Messenger RNA from Chara braunii, 2213 nucleotides. The record is from the annotation of a GenBank genome assembly. NCBI's taxonomy places the organism in Eukaryota, Viridiplantae, Streptophyta, Charophyceae, Charales, Characeae.
GCGGAUGGUAGGUGUUUGUGAUUGAGACAAAAGGAGAGUUGCGUACCCAAGUUUAGGAAUAUAUAAGUCGACGUACGUUGUCGUCGGUGUGUUCAAGUGGGCGGUUCAUGUUUUCCUCGCGUGAAGAAAGGGGAAAGUGGAGCUUGAUCUUCGUUUGUCUGGCUCUGCAUCUCUUUAUCAGCCGACCCAGUUCAGGAGAUCAAGAGCUCGAACAGCAUAGAUUUGAGAGAGAGAGGAUGGCCGGCAAACAGAGCAAGGUGUUGCUCCCAAAGAGCGUGAAGCCUCUGAGUACACUCCGGUCCUGGAACCGAAUUUGCAGUCCUUCAGGUUCAAGGGUGUGGUGACCAUCGACUUCGAUGUUGUGGAGACGACCAAGGCCAUCAAACUGCACGCUGAGUCUCUCGAAAUUCUCAAGGCGAAGGACAACUUUUCCUCGAUAUUUCCGCUUCGCCUCCUCUGCUCUUUUCGACGUUGUGACGCGCAUCUGGCCGUGGCUGGAACCCAAGCUGAGUGGAGGAGGAGGAGAAGCUUGGGGUGGAAGGGGGAGGGAGGACGAGGAGAAGCUGGGGGUGGAAGGGGGAAGGAGGACGAGGAGAAGCUGGGGGUGGAAGGGGGAGGGAGGAGGAGGAGAAGCUGGGGGUGGCAGGGGAAGCUGGUUUUGCGAUUCGAUCUUGCAGUUUCCUGGGUGGUUGCUGACUCAGCGAUGGUGGCUGGAGGUCGUUGUCCGGUGGAUUUGGGCGGCCGUCGCCUUGACCGUUAUUCUUCCAUCGCUCGCCUCUUCGUUGCCUACAAGCUUUAAUUACUCGAUGACGCGGAUGAUGUCGAGAGGAAAGCUAUGGAAGGAUGGACCGACGAAGCUCUUGAGGUCAAGCUCAGGACGAGUCAAGUGCUCUUCUUGUCAUGAAGACUCUUGGAGACGUGAAAACCGCCUCAACACGCCUUGUGCGCCAGCCUCUAAGACGGCGAUCAGUGUCAUCCUUGGGGCUCUUUCGGAGGCAAGCGUCCCGCAGGGGUACUUCUCCCACUUCUAUGUGGUAGCGACUCUAUGGAAUGGUCUGCUGUUGUUGGGAGUGAUGAAGCUUAUCGCUGUUGCGCAUCUGCCAAGUGCUGUGACAAUGGUUCUCUCGUGUUUUUCGUCUGCGUGCCCGGGAAUGACACCUGCAGUGUCACAUGAGAGGAGAGGGUGGAGUGGGAAUGCCAGCACGUGCGGUGGUCGGGACCUGAUCGGAGGGAAUUUGUCGACGAGUGGUGGUAGUGCACGGUUGUGCUCAGUUUCAUCAGUGCCGCCCACGGAGGUGGAGGCAUCCACGAUGGCUUUCCCUCAAGAAACAGUGAUUUUAAUGAUCUUGGUGCAAAUCCAUGCCAUCAGACGGUUGUAUGAAUCCUUGUUUGUGUUCAAGUAUCGGUCCAGUGCAAGGAUGCAUAUUGCUGGCUAUCUAACAGGACUGUGUUUCUAUGUGGGGAUGCCUGUCUCUGUGCUUCUGCAUCCUGCGGCAAUGCUAGCAACUUCUGAGAGAACAAAGUGUCUGUGGACGUUUAUUGACGAGCUGCAUCGUUCUCCAUUUUGGGCUGCGUUUGCCCGUUUGCUGGAGAAGGACGUGCAAGUUGCUGCACUGUCUGUUCCGUGGCUUCCUGCCGUUAGAUGCGGUAUCCUCUGGUUAAGCUUGAUGCAAUGUGCAGGUCUGGGCGUCUUCUUCUGGGGGACAGUCCAUCAGUGGAGAUGUCACCGCAUUGUGGGAGCCUUGCGGGCUGACAAACGGACAAGCAGCAAGACGAAUGGUGGUGCACGUCUACCUGGCAAAGAUGAAGUGAUCUCUGGGGAUAGAAUAUAUGGCAUUCCGCGAGGAGAUUGGUUUGAGUAUGUCUCAUGUGCUCAUUUUCUCGCUGAAAUCGUGAUAUACACAGGGUUAAUCCUUGCUAGCGGUGCUACAGAUCUAACACUCUGCCUUCUUUUUGCAUUUGUGAUUGGAAAUCUGGUCCUUGCAGCAAAGCCGACACACAAAUGGUAUCUGUGUUCAAUGGCUUUUGGCAGGGGCUUUGAAUCUCAGGGUUUCCUGAGGGUUAGAACUCGGGACUUUACAAAGGUUAUGAUGACAGCAUUCCUAAAUGGAAUGGGACUCGGCUGGCGCAUUUCGUGAAGUGUACUUCAAAGCUGCACGGCUUGGGCAGGCCUCCGUAGGUGAUGGUCGUCCCGAUAAAUGGCUGCGCAUCAA